Messenger RNA from Anopheles arabiensis, 792 nucleotides. RefSeq lists its product as uncharacterized. The coding region runs from base 1 to 792 and encodes 263 amino acids. NCBI's taxonomy places the organism in Eukaryota, Metazoa, Arthropoda, Insecta, Diptera, Culicidae. The record is from RefSeq and is a predicted model, not a curated record. The transcript has a single exon.
AUGCCCGUUGACCAUUCUCCCGCCAAAGAAGUGGUUCCAGCGGCCAACGACAUGGAGGAAAGCCAAAGUUCCACCGUCAGAGAAUUUGGCUCCGUUCCAGACGUCACCAAAUUGAACCGUCAACGCACUCACCUGGAGUGGCAGCUUGACCGUCUAGAACAGAUGUUCGUCAAACACAGCACCGACGUUCACUCGCUGAAAACCAUAUCAGACCGAGUGAAGGUGCUUGCUUUGGACUACAAACAAUGGUACGACUCGAUCUUGGACGUUGUGAGCGACGACCAAGCACAGGAGGCAAUCGAGCGAUAUGGCGUGUUCGACGACAGGGUAUUUGAGUUAAGCAAAAACAUCGAAUACCAGUUGGCAUCGCAGAUCCCAUUGCCUACAACACCAAACCCAUUUUUCGGCAGUGAGCAGAAACCCACGACAGUCCCGGUGCGUGCAAGACUUCCCGAAAUCGUGCUACCACAUUUCGACGGAAAUAUUCGCGACUGGCCUGCCUUCCGUGACGCGUUUUCAUCACUGAUACAUUCGUCAGAACAGCUGACCGAAUGUGACAAGCUGCAUUACCUUGCUGCGUCGCUGACGAAGGACGCACGCGCGGUGAUCGACGCAUUGGAAAUUACAUCCAAAAACUACGACGUAGCCUGGAAGCUGUUGUCCGAGCGCUACGAGAACAAGUACCUCAUCGCGAAAACCACCGUUGAGGCGUUAUUCAACAUAUCGCCACUGAAGAGAGAAUGUGCAGAUUCUCUAAGCCGACUCGUCGACGACUUCGAGCGUAACCUAUGA